Messenger RNA from Centropristis striata (black sea bass), 3774 nucleotides. RefSeq names its product polyribonucleotide nucleotidyltransferase 1, mitochondrial. Bases 187 to 2499 code for a protein of 770 amino acids. The record is from RefSeq and is a predicted model, not a curated record. Gene Ontology annotation, biological process: mitochondrial mRNA catabolic process; mitochondrial RNA 3'-end processing. Gene Ontology annotation, molecular function: RNA binding; polyribonucleotide nucleotidyltransferase activity; 3'-5'-RNA exonuclease activity. NCBI's taxonomy places the organism in Eukaryota, Metazoa, Chordata, Actinopteri, Perciformes, Serranidae. Gene Ontology annotation, cellular component: cytosol; mitochondrion. The transcript has 28 exons.
GGAAUUGUUGUCCGGACACUUUUGACGUUACACACUCAUCCCGGCUGGUCCAAUCAGAGAGCGCGUCCCUGUGACGUAAUUCCGGACAUGAGACUAACCGACAUGGAAGCCUCCAUGCGCAUAGCUCAACUGUAAAGACAUUGACAAAUACUUUUUCUCUUUUUGUUGACGUUUUUUUAUUUAAAUAUGAGGUAUUUGCUUCAUCUGGGGCGCUCGUUUGCCCGCCUUCAUGUCCGUUUAUGUCACAGCAGUGUUUACAGCAGACAUGCUAAUCCACGAAGUCUGGAGGUGGACAUUGGGGACAAGAAGCUUGAGAUCUCUUCGGGGAGGUUUGCUAGAUUUGCUGAUGGAUCUGCUGUAGUUCGGCUGGGAGACACCUCUGUGAUGGUGACUGCUGUGAGCAAAACCAAACCAUCCCCGUCUCAGUUCAUGCCUCUUGUGGUGGACUACAGACAGAAAGCAGCUGCAGCAGGUCGAAUCCCCACUAACCAUCUGAGGCGAGAACUGGGCAUCACUGACAAUGAGAUCCUCACCAGCAGAUUAAUAGACAGAUCGAUCAGACCACUGUUCCCUGCUGGUUACUUUUAUGAUACUCAGGUCCUCUGUAACCUGCUGGCAGUUGAUGGUGUCAAUGAUCCAGAUGUGUUGGCUAUUAAUGCAGCAUCUGCUGCUCUGGCCCUGUCUGACAUCCCCUGGAAUGGACCCAUAGGUGCUGUGCGUGUGGGCAUGGUCGACGGAGAGACGGUGAUCAACCCCACUCGGACACAGAUGAAUUCCAGCAGUCUUAACCUGAUUGUGGCUGGAGCCCCCUGCAGUCAAGUGGUGAUGAUCGAGGCGUCAGCUGAGAACAUGCUGCAGCAGGACUUUUGCCACGCAGUGAAGGUGGGAGUCAAAUACACCCAGCAGAUCAUAUUUGGCAUCGAGAAGCUGGUGCGAGAAGAGAAGAUCACCAAGCGCACCCCGGUCAAGAUCUUCUCAGCCCCGGCUGUUAUGGUGGAACAUGUUCGACAAUCAGCUGCCAAGAAGAUUUAUGGUGUUUUCACUGAUUUUACUCAUGAUAAGAUUUCAAGAGAUGAAGCUAUCAACAAAAUUCGACUGGAAACUGAAGAGGAACUAAAAGAAAGAUUCCCUCAGACUGAGCAGGCUGAAAUCGUUGAAUCCUUCAACACUGUGAGCAAAGAAAUCUUCCGCAAUUUAGUGCUAAAUGAAUACAAGAGAUGUGAUGGGAGGGAGUUGACUGCUUUAAGGAACAUUUCUUGUGAUGUGGACCUCUUUAAACCGCUGCAUGGCUCGGCUCUGUUCCAGAGAGGACAAACACAGGUGCUGUCCAGUGUCACAUUUGAUUCCCUUGAAUCCAGCAUCAAAGCAGAUAUUAUCACUACAGCUUUGAGUGGCAUCAAAUCCAAAAAUUUCAUGCUUCAUUAUGAGUUCCCUCCAUAUGCAACCAAUGAAACUGGAAAGGUGGGAGGCAUGAACAGGAGAGAGCUCGGACAUGGGGCCUUGGCUGAGAAAGCUCUCCGACCAGUCAUUCCUAAAGACUUCCCUUUCACUCUCCGGGUCACUGCUGAGGUGCUGGAGUCCAACGGAUCCUCCUCAAUGGCUUCAGCGUGUGGAGCCAGCCUCGCUCUAAUGGAUGCAGGUGUGCCCAUCUCUUCUGCUGUGGCAGGUGUAGCAGUUGGCCUCAUCUCCAAAGCAAACCCAGAGAAACCUGCUGAGAUCGAAGACUACAGAUUACUGACUGAUAUUCUGGGAAUUGAAGAUUACCUUGGAGACAUGGACUUUAAAUUGGCAGGAACGAACAAGGGCAUCACUGCUUUACAGGCUGACGUGAAGAUCCCAGGUCUGCCUCUGAAGGUGGUCAUGGAGGCUAUCCAACAGGCCACAGUGGCAAAGAGGGAAAUCUUGGGCAUCAUGAACAACUGUAUAGCAAAACCCAGAGAGAGGAGGAAAGAGAAUGGACCUGUUGUUGAAAAUGUCCGAGUGCCUGUUUCCAAACGAACACGCUUUGUCGGCCCAGGGGGCUACAAUCUUCGCAAGCUACAAGCAGAAACAGGUGUAACAAUAAGUCAGGUGGACGAGGAGACUUUCUCUGUGUUCGCUCCAACACCAGCAGCCAUGUAUGAAGCCCAACAAUUCAUCAAUGAAAUCUGCAAAGAUGAUCAAGAACAUCAGCUGGAGUUUGGUGCGAUCUACACUGCCACCAUCACUGAGAUAAGGGACAUUGGCGUGAUGGUGAAACUUUAUCCCAACAUGAGUGCCGUCCUGCUGCACAACUCGCAACUGGACUACAAACGGAUCCAACAUCCAAGUGCUUUGGGUUUCGAUGUGGGGCAGCAGAUACAGGUCAAGUACUUUGGACGGGACCCAACAGACGGCAGAAUGAGACUUUCCAGGAAGGUGCUCCAUUCUCCUGCUGCAACGGUCAUCAAGACACUAAGGGAGAAACAGAGCAUCUCUAUGGGUUCAAGCAACAGCCACACGACCAACACCGAUUUGUGACACACCAACGGGUUACCUUCUGGGUUUGCCACCGAUUAACUGUUGAGAAAUCUACCAAACCAAGAGCAUCAGAUCUUGUCACAAACUGAUUCAAUUGCUGUACAUGUGGGUAUGGAGGUGAUUAAAGUGCACUGGAGUGAGCUGCAGCUUCUCCAACACAGCGUCCUGCUGCUUCAGUGGACAGACUGAGAAGAACAGUGAGCAGGAGACACGUGUUUUCAAAAAAUGAUGAAUCUGUUUCAUGUUAAAGUAUCCCCCCCCCCCCCCCCCACCACCACCUGUGUGAUAAUGCUAUGUGCAAUGUCCUCUAAGCUGCCAGGAUCAAGAUAUGGACAGGAGAGUGUACACUUUUUUUGUAUUCUCUUUAUGUUAGGUUACAUUUUCAGUAUACUGUUAGUCAGUCAUUUAAAUAAAUGUUAGCCAUUUCAAGCUUAAAAUAAUAACAAAUACCACUCACGCAUAAAGGAACCAGACUUUAAUGUAACCUGGCAUCAGAUGUCAAAAAAAUCCUCACUUAAGUGCCACAAAUUGUACUUGGAGAUAAAAAGGUUGAUACAACCAAUCAAAACAGUGAAAAAACUAGGUUUCACAUGAGUUACAAGAUAGGAUUAAGAAGAAAAAAAUACAGUAUAAUAAAAAGGGAUUAUUGAAAAAAAAAAAGAAUAAUAGAAGAUAUAAUAAAUUGUUCCCAGUUGUCCCCACUUGUGACCAGGCAGUGGUGUACACUGUGUGGACUAUGCCUUUUUGUUUAACCAUUGUAACAUCAGCACUGCAAUUAUUGUUUCGGUGGCUCAAAUUUGGAAAUACACAAGGACCUCAUCACAUCUCUCUGGCCCUUUAAAGAUGACAUGUGUAGACCUCAGACAGUUAUCCACACCCACAGACUGUGUAGCCCUGAGGCUCAGAAAACACCAUGUCAGGAGCUGCUGUGUCACACUCUGACUGGAUUUGGUGAUUUAUGUGAAAGUUAAUUGUUCACUUAAAUAAGAAGGCAAUUGUUUGGACUCUGGCAGACUUUGUAGUUGCUUUUAUAACUCCUAGCACUAAUCUUGUGACAGAAAUAUGUACCAAACGAAGACUGAAUGUCUAUGGACAACUGAGUUGAUCUCAAUACAAUUAAUUAAUCUCUGUUAAUGAAUACACACAUUCAUUAAGCCCUCUUUAUUAAAGUAAAGUACAGUGCAGUACGAACUGCAGCAUGGACUAUUUUUCCUAGGCUGGAGGACAUUUGGGAUGCUUAUUAUCUGAACUAUUAAACUGAGGUUGUAUUGAUAU